AUGCUAGAUGGACGGGUAGACGUGAGAGAUCUUGGUAAAGAGGAGAGGGUAGGAGGCGGAGGCGUGGGCAAGGAUGCAGAUUCUUGUGGCUGUUGCGGUAGAAUUGAUUCGCUGAAGAAUUGUGACGAAGUCGUCGCGAACGAAUUUGACGGAGACGAAGAGUCUGAAGGAGCGGCAGAGGAGGAGGAGGAGGAGGGGGAGGAGGAGGAGGAGGGUGAUGAGGAGGAGGAGGAGGGUGAUGAGGAGGAAAAGACUCUUUCGACGAAGGUAGAAGAGGCCGCAGCGCCGGAUGCUGUCGUCGAAAGGUGGUCGUCUUGA
Messenger RNA from Sporothrix brasiliensis 5110, 318 nucleotides. RefSeq lists its product as uncharacterized. Bases 1 to 318 code for a protein of 105 amino acids. The record is from RefSeq and is a predicted model, not a curated record. Lineage: Eukaryota; Fungi; Ascomycota; Sordariomycetes; Ophiostomatales; Ophiostomataceae. The transcript has a single exon.